AUGGCUCAAAAAACCAUCUUUGUGCAAACGGAUCCUUCCUUUGAUAUAGUUCUUCGAUCUUUGAAUGAGCUGAAUGCCCAAAGACGCCUGCAAGUCACGCAUCAUCAAACUGCAGUGAUACCGCGAAUCCGAAGCAAUAACCCGCAUGACGACAACAGAUGUUUAUUUGGCGCAGAAAAUGAAAGUUGUAUUCAAUCGUUUGCACGUACCGCCUCAGCAGUUGCACGAAUGUGUAUGUUACGGGCGACAAACGUCGAUGAAAAGCAUUGGCCGAAGAUUGGAGCUCUGUCUGAGUCAAGAAACAAGGCAACGUUGCAUUAUCAAGAGCAAAACCAAGCGCAUGGAGGGAAUUUCACACUGGCACAGACCCCGGCUCAGGCAAAAAGGUAUUACAGCAAGUACGACCAUCUCUACCCACACUUUCUCAUUGAACAUGAAUUCAGGUCCGUAGGAGCAAAUCAUGAAGUAUUUUUACCCAGUAUGAUGUUGAUAAUCGACUCCGAUUUCACUCAGGUCGUUGAGAUUACUACAACCUUUCGCGCUAAACGACUUCCUGACGUAAUAAAUCUGUUUCAAGGCUACAUCCAUGUGGUCUGCAUCGUGCGUUCAAUAAACAACCUCGAGGGCAAAAGUGACGAGGAAUUCACACAGCUUCUGAGACGUUUUGUACAAGGAGAUUCAGAUGGCAACCGCUUUUCAGUCAAGAAGGAGUAUUUUGAAGUAUUAAGCAAGGCAACUAAGAAGAAAGGUUUGAAACUUCCUGAUCUUUUUGAAAACCUGAACAUCUGCAAACUAAAAAAGGAAGAAGAGAGUGAAGAAGAAGAUGAUGAAGAAGAAGAUUUGUAA
Porites evermanni is the source of this 846-nucleotide messenger RNA. Lineage: Eukaryota; Metazoa; Cnidaria; Anthozoa; Scleractinia; Poritidae. The record is from the annotation of a GenBank genome assembly.